GAAUAUUUAUAUACAGAUAUAGAUUAUUUUAUACAGUAUUCCCUUUGGAUGAACAAAUCUGCAGGCAUGGCAAAAUAUUUGCUGCUUAUUAAUCUGAUUUUUAUAAUGUUGAUGGACGCCAGUGAAGGGGCUUGGGUCAAUUCUAAAGUUGGUCGUUCGAUAGACCUUAAGACUCACAUUGUGAAAAUAACUACAAGCGUUACUAUGCGAAAUGAUGGAUCUUCAUCUGAAAGUGAAAUCGCUGUUCACGUAGAGCCAGAUCUGUUCGAUAAGCUUGCCUUUUUGGAAGUAAAUUUGGUUGAUGGAGAAAACAAUCCACUCAGUCUCGGCAAGAAAGGAAAGGGAAUAUACUCAGUCACUCUACCCAAAGCCUGUGUUGCUGGAGAUUCUGUCAGCCUGUCCAUUGAGGAAUACUUUACCCACUCUUUGAAAGCGUUUCCUGAAGAAAUAUCUCAAUCUCAGAAACAAUUGGUGACAUAUAACGGGAAUCAUUUGUUUUACUCUCCAUACAUGACUGAGUCCCAGACUACAACGGUAGAAUUGUUUUCUAAUGUUGUUGAAAAUCAUUCCAAAUUAGGAAAAACUGAGAUCCAGGACAGCACAAUAAAGUAUGGAGGAUCUGAAGAGUAUGACAAUGUCAAGUCUUUGUCUCAAAGUUCAAUGACAUUGCAUUUUGAGAACAACAGCCCCUUUCUCGUUGUUACCAAAAUGACCAGAGUUAUUGAACUAUCACAUUGGGGUGUUAUAUCUGUGGAAGAAACCUUGGAUAUUCGACAUACUGGUGCCAAGUUCAAGGGCUCAUUCAGUCGAUAUGAUUAUCAAAGAUUGCCAAAUAGUGGAAUAUCUGCAGUCAAGUCAUUCAAAACAAUCUUACCAGCAUCAUCGUCAGAUGUGUAUUACAGAGAUGAGAUAGGAAACAUAUCAACAUCCAACCUUAUAACUAAUGAUGAUUCUGUUGAAGUGGAAAUCAGACCUCGUUUCCCACUUUUUGGUGGAUGGAAGACUCAUUAUUACAUCGGAUAUAAUCUCCCAAGUUAUACUUAUCUUUACAAAACAGGUGACCUACUAGCCCUAAGAAUGAGAUUUGUUGACCAUGUUUAUGAUGAUAUGGUGAUUGAUGACUUGGCUGUUAAAUUAAUUCUUCCGGAAAGUUCAAAGCAGAUAAGUGUAUCGCUACCCUAUGAAGCGGAGCGUUUGGAAGACACUUUGCAUUACACUUAUUUGGAUACUGUUGGAAGGCCAGUGAUCACUUUCAAAAAGAAAAAUGUACUGGAACAACAUAUUCAGGACUUUACUCUGUCCUACAAUUUCAAUCCUAUGAUGUUGAUUCAAGAACCUCUAUUGAUUGUCAGUGCAUUUUUCAUUCUGUUCUUCACUGUAAUCAUCAUUGUAAGACUUGAUUUUUCCAUCACACAUGACAGUGUAUCAGAAGCAAAAAUGAGAGUGCAGGGUGUUAUUGAACAGGUCCAGGCACAACACUCCAAAAGAAUAAUCUGUUACAACUCCUAUGAAACUGCCAUCAAAGAUUUCAAGGCCAACAAAGAUUCGUCUGCAUUUGCCAACUCCCGUAAGUCGAUUGAUAAAUCUCACAAAGAAACAACAACUACAAUUAAUGGACUGAUGUCUAAACUUCGAGAAGAUGGACCUGAUGUGCACGAGAAGGAAGUUUUAGACAGAAAGAAGGUUGGAAGAAGGAGAGAUGGCAAAGAUCGUCAUAUAUUUCCCAGUCCAGGAUUGAGACAGUUAGAUGUGAAAUAUGCAAAAAGAGAUGCAGUGGUUUCUGACGUGAUGAGGAUGGAUCAGAAACUUAUGGAAAAAUACAACCGUAGCAUCCAACUAGCUGAGCAACUUGUAUCCAAACGGCUUACCAAAGAGAAGUAUGUUCCGGAGGAUCAGAAAAAUCAGCAUUCCAUUGAUGAAAUCCGAGAAAAAUUGGAUUCUUUAUGUGAUAAUCUGUAACAAAGUUGUCAGUAUUUCGGUUCCUUGGAAAUGAAUAUUUUGGCACCAUUUGUAUGUUUUCCUAGGUAAAAAAGUUCAUCAAAUAGAAAAAAUUUCAGCUA
Styela clava is the source of this 2060-nucleotide messenger RNA. Lineage: Eukaryota; Metazoa; Chordata; Ascidiacea; Stolidobranchia; Styelidae. The record is from RefSeq and is a predicted model, not a curated record.